Molecule: messenger RNA, 651 nt
Organism: Cylindrotheca closterium
Lineage: Eukaryota; Bacillariophyta; Bacillariophyceae; Bacillariales; Bacillariaceae
Source: the annotation of a GenBank genome assembly
AUGUUGGCAUUGAAAAAGAAACGAGAGAAGGAAAAGAAGGAGGCAGAAGAAGAAGCGAAGAGAGAGGCCGCUGCAGCUGCAGCGUCUCCAGCUGAAGCUCCCAGUGAAGGUGGACAAGUGUCGCUCUUUGGUAUUGGCGGCCAGAAGAAGUCGAAAAAGGAUGAGGGCGAAAAGACUAAGAAAUCUCCGGGUGAAAUUCGUAUUCAAAAAGAUAUUGGAGAGUUGGAUGGUGGCAAAGUAGCACAAAUUGACUUUCCCAAUCCUAAUGAUCUGACCGCCUUUGUAGUUUCCAUCAACCCUGAUUCUGGUUACUGGAAAGGGGCGACGUAUCAUUUCACAUUUGGGAUUCCACCACAUUACCCACACUCACCGCCCAAGGUCGAAUGUCAAACCAAGAUUUACCAUCCCAACAUAGAUUUGGAAGGGAAGGUUUGUUUGAAUAUUCUUCGAGAAGAUUGGCGGCCUGUACUGGACAUCAACUCGGUAAUUUAUGGAUUGAUUUACCUAUUUUACGAACCCAAUCCCGAUGAUCCUCUGAACCACGAGGCUGCAGAGCUUUUUCGCAAGGACAUUGGUCAGUUUGAACGAUUGGUGACUCGCACAUUACGGGGAGGAAGACUUGACGGUGUCGAAUUCGAGCGAUUGGUGUAA